Molecule: messenger RNA, 10730 nt
Organism: Notechis scutatus (mainland tiger snake)
Lineage: Eukaryota; Metazoa; Chordata; Lepidosauria; Squamata; Elapidae
Source: RefSeq, a predicted model, not a curated record
GGAGGAGGAGGAGGAGGAGGAGGAGGCUCCCACGGAGGACGACCAGCAGCUGCAGCUGAUGCCCCCUGCGGCCUCCCAGUGUUCUUCGGAAGGCCCCGAGAGCGCCGUGGAUGACCGGGACAGCGACUACCGCAGCGAGACCAGCGCCAGCCUCCCCCCUGCCUACUGCGCCACCACCCAGCCCAACGCUUCGGCCUUCCCCUUCCGGGGGGCUUCCCGCCUGCAGCAGCAGGGGGUCUGCGCGGAGCCCCUCCGUGGGUAUGCCUCGGACGAGCGGACUGGCACGAGAAGACAUGGCAGCCUAGACUCCACUGGGAGUGGCCAGACCGACCUGGAAUCCACAUCACAUUCCAGCCAAGUGACCAGCCGCCAGCUGUCCCUAGAAAGCCGGCACUCCUUAGAGUUGUCGGAUAGGUGGGUGGUGCUGCCGCAGCCGCGGCUUCUGUGUCGUGUGUCCUGUGGCGUGGUGGCUCUGCUUGGCAGGGCGUAAUGGUGGCGGGUCCCGGGCGGUCCCUGCUGCUGCAUGGCUUCGUUGUUCAAAGGACAGGCUGCUGGUGGGAGAGCGCUGGCCCUGCAGGGUCCUGCCUGGGGGGCAGUCCAGUGGAUGAUUGCUGGGGGGGGGGGCAGGGGGGCUACGACAACUCGCCACUGGGCGACUCAGGCGCAGGGCAAGAGCUGCACUAAACUCGAAGAAACGGUGGGACAGAAUCAUGAAAGAAAGGAUCCCGUGAAGGAGGGGCAAAGCGAAAUGCAAAUGACGAAAAUUAAAAUAAGUUUUAACUAUCUUAAAUAUUUAAACGUUGAAUUGUCCUGCAGCGAGUUGGCCGUGGCGAGUUGUCCCGUUUCUGAUCCAAAUGGCCCCGAGCGACCCCUCAAUUCCCGCGACGGGCCCUCCAUCGAUUCUCCCCUUGGGCUGCUCGCGACGAGGGGCUUGAGAGAACGUUGUGCACAGAUGGUUUGCUCCUCUUCGGCUUCCUGUAGUAAAUCCGUGUGCUUUACUAUGGAAGUGCUGUAUAUUAGUGGAAUAUAGGUAGGUCCUGAUUGGUGAUCGUCCAGAGGCCUCGGCAACUGGGCUCAAUUUUGCUGUUGGCCUGAGAGGCUUCGCUGCUCCUCCCAGCAGCUUCGCCCGCCAAAGCAAGGCAGUCUCUGGACAGGGAGCGGUUGGAAAGUGCCUUCGACUCCUGCUGAGAUCUGUGGCAGCUUCUCUUUGAGAGGCCCUUUCAAUGCGCCCCUGCAUGUAAUAAAUGCUUCUGAGCAAUAACGCCUCACUGCAGCUCCUAUGUGAAAUGGCUCUGCGGGCCUCCGGGAGCUAUGGCUGCAGUGGGGCCUGCUCAUUACGGUGGUAAUUCUGGGGUGCUGAAAAGCAGGGCGGCCCUUUGACCAGCCUGGUUUUGCUACCUCUUUUGCAGCAGUCAUUAAGUGAGGACUGCUGCUGUUAAGUGAACCAGUUCUCUGCCAGGGGGCCGGUUUUGCCGAAAGCCAGAAGUAACUGCUCCGUCUUGGCAAAAGCGUCGUCAUUGUGUUCUUGUGUGUAUGGGAGGCUGCACGUAUCUGCGAAUGCGGCCUGGUGCCACGUGGCCAAAGUGUGUGUGCACGGGGGGGGAGGGGGAGACGACCGUCGGAACUUUGAAUCCAGUUCGUAAGCAGCCCCCAGGUGGGAACCUCCGACAAUCACUAAGUGACUGGUCCUAAACCAGUGACAAGCCUUCCAUCGGUCACUCGGCUGAGUCCUGAGCCCCCCCGCCCCCCUGGCCGGGGGUGGAGGAGCCCCCUCAAGGGAAGGAGCCUGCUGAGGUAGGCAGGGGGCUGUUUUCAUCCUGCCAGCCCCAGAUGAAAAGGGUUGGGGGAUCCUCCAGGAGAAUCGCCCUGCUGGGUCUGGAGACCCCCCUCCCCCCGUUUAUGGGGGCUUCCCAUCGUUCCCCCAAAGGAUCCUGCUCUUCCCUCUCUCUCUCGUGCGGAAUUGAGAAACGAUCGUAAUAAGACGGGUGCUUUCUAAUCAUUAAUCAAGGUUAGAAUUAAAAGUACAUCUUUUAAUUAUUUCAUACUGGUUUAUUUUUAUUCAUAAAGUCUGCAUAUUUAUUCUUUGUGAAAUUCUUUUAUAAAAGUUACGUUAAAGUUAUUUUUCCAUCUUUCUUGCCUUUUCCUCCCCCCCCCUCUUUUUUUCUUCCCCUUUUUCCAUUACCAGUCAAGGAUCUUUAAUUAGCAGUGGGAAAGUCAGGAUUAUUCCUUUUGACCACGAUCUUGACCGAGAGGUGUCUGUGGAGGACUAUGAUGAACUAGGCAAACAGCUAAUAGAAGAUUUUUUAGAAAAAAGGGCUAGGAAUUGGCAGGAGGUAAGGAGGCCUCGGUUCGCCAAACAGGGCAGUGGUGGCCAUCUGAAAAAUUCCAGGGCCUCACCCAAAAUUUGUGUGGAAUUAGCACGCCCCGACGCCCUGUCGUAUCCAGCGGAAUACGAUACUAUAGACAGGAGAAGGAAAAAGAGGCGGAGAGACAAUGCAGAGUGGAGUGGAGAAGGUCCACUUGAGUGGAGAAGGCCUCAAAUCAACGGGAGGCUGAGAAUCCCCCACGAAAUCGUUAUUUCUGGAAGCAGCAGGAAAACAAGAACCGAACGUAACUCCAGUUACGAAGACGCUGAUCUGUAUAGCCGCCACCUCCGGCCUCGGGAUGUUGGGGCUCAGCGGCCCGGAUGUUGGGAUUUGCUUCCAUACAGAGAGACCCCCCUGGUCCAAAGCGCCAGGUUCUCUGACAGCCCAGAGAGAAACUGCGACCCUCAGCCAGCCCGUUUUGGAGGUGAAGACUGGCUGCACCCAGAAGAGGCAGCCAGUUGUUUCCGGCUGGCUGGAGCCCUUGAGCUGGAAGGCAGAAGCUGGCCUGAAGAUCUUGGGGGUUCUCCUGCUUCCCAUGAGGAAGGGAAGGGGGAAAUGGCCCAUGGCUGGUAUGAGCCCAGGCGUGGCUCUCUCCAGGAACACGUGGCCUUCUUGCCUGCCCAAGCACCGCCGGAGGGAGACCUCAGUACGGUGGACGAGCUGCAGUGCUUGGUGGAGACGGUGUCCGAAUACCUGGCCGAAAAGGAGGAAGAGAUUAGCAGCUGGGAAGCCCUUCCACAGCAGGAAAGCAGGAAUCACGGCCUCCCCGUCCAGGAAGCGGAGGAGGUGGCCCAGGCCAAGCAGGCCAAGGCAGCCCCUGCUGUGGAGGAGGAGAAGGAGAAAGAGAAGGAGAAGAGCGACAGCCGAGCAGAGGCCUUCUCGGACGUUCUGGGGAUGAAAGACACAGCCCAGACCUUCUUCAGCUUCCUUACGGAGAAAGUGAGCUCUGGAAAGACGCUGCUCACGUCCUCCAUGGAGAAGUUCGUGUCAGAGGUCCCCGUGAGGGACUCCUCCAACCAGCCUCAUCUGGACGUGGAAGCGGAAAGCAGGCCUGAUGUCGGCUUGCCUGAAGAAGAGCUGGCUUCCCUCCCCGAGCAGAGCCGGGCGAAAGUGGCUGGUGCUGCCAGUGUGAGUCUCCCAGAAGCCUCUGACAGGGAUGACCAGGCCUGUCCGGCCCCUCCAGCCCUUGACCCUCCUGCAGAUGACGCCGAGGGCCCGUUUCAGAAGACAAGUGCAGCUGUGAGCUCUCUCUUGGGCGUGUUCAGUUCUUUAAAGACCACAUUGACGGAGAAGAAGGAGCCAAAGAAAGAGGCCACGAAAGAGGGAGCGGCCGUAGCAGCUGGACCCUCGCCCGUAAGUGGAGCUGAGGCCAGAGAGAAGCCUGGCGAAGACGGCACAGAACCCAGAACCUCCCCGCUGGAAACAAGGGAGGGGGAGCCAGCAGCUGAUCCCACUGGGGGUCCAGCACCCUCCGCCUCCAGCUCCUGUGCUGGCGUCAGCCUGAAAGCGGGUUUUGCUGGCGUGGCUGUUCCCGGGAGGCCAGCGGAGUCUCCCAAAGUCCCCUCAGAUGGGGAAACCCCUCCGGAGCCUUUGGCCCUUCGGCCUCCUGAGGACAAACCGCAGGAAGGGCCGAAGGAGGGCAGCCCCCAACCUUCAGAACAAAGAGAAUCUCCCGCCGGUUUUUUUAGUCCUCUUAAAAAAUGCUUCAGCCUGUUGCCACUUUCCGCCCCCGCUGACCCUCCGGCCAGAGGGACGUCCUUGGGCCUGGGGAAGCAGUGCAAGUCCGAAGACGAUGUCAGGAAAGCCAGUUCCGCCAGCAGCAAAGCUCCCUCCUUCCCGUUCCCUGAGAAACUGCAGGUUUCCUUCCUGGGCAGCUUCAGCUUCUCAGACAAACCGCAGGAAAAUAAGGGGAAACAAGGAUUCUUCUCUUCCUUCCUGAAAGCUGCUCCAGCUGAAAACUCCGAGGCUCCCAAAGAGGGACCUUUGGGGAGUAAUCCAGAGGUUCCCCAGGCUUCCCCCCCAAAGUCUCCGCCAGAGCACCAAGAGGAGCUGAAGGGGAAACCGGGAGCCGGCCCUUGGGGACCAGGAAGUGGCCCUCAGGAGGAGGGGGCUACAGGCCCUUCGGAGAGGGUGGAGCGUGGCAGGCGUGGUCACAGGGGCCUAAAUGGUGUCGCAGGCAGAGGAGCAGCCGCCGCCGCAGCAGUAGCCACGGCCCCCUCGCAAGGUGGAUCCGCCCUGAACCCGGCAGGGGGAAACUCAGAGGCGGAUAGUGGAGUCGGAAGGGGCCGGACUCUGGCUGAUGCCCAGGAAGGUUUCUUUCCCGGACUUUUCCGCUCUCCUCUGCCCGUCAGUUUAUCCUCCAAGGAAGGACCAGAGGCUCAAGACAGCACAGCCGGCCCGAAGGACCGUUCACCUGGUUUGCUGUCUGGAUUGUUUCCAUUCAGUUCAGGGGAAAACCCACCUCCGGGGAAGGUGGAGAAGCCGCACCUGAGCUUUCUGGGUGGUUUGGGGCAGAUCUUUGGAAAGAAUGCAGAGGAGACUAAUUCCAAAGUGGGGGGCUCUCCAGUGGCGCCCCAAACUCAAGAAGGCACCAAGGACCAAGAGGGCGCAGGCAGCUUCCUCAAGAACCUCUUGCACCAGGCGAAAGAGAAGGUGGAAGAGAGAGUGGCCCAAGCGGCCCAGGUGGAGGCCGGGCUGCCUGGCACAGGCGAGGAAUCCAUUGCCCUCCAGGCAGCAUCCGUCCCUCUGAGCAGCCCCCAGAAGAAGACACACUUAUCAACAAAACCAGCCCUUUCCAGUAACAACACAGAGCCUCGUGUUCCUCCAGGGCUUCCCCAUGAAAACCUGGGGGGGCUUCUCAGAUCUUCCUCACGGAAUGCCGACUUGCUCAACUGGCCAGGAGAACCUCCUCCUUUUGAGGAAACCAGGAGUGGGUCCCCCUUGGAGAGGGACUACAACCCCAGGGGUGACCCAGCAAAGACGGUCCAGGCGUCCCUGCCUCUUUAUUACGUUUUAAACCGGAAUCCCGUCUCCUGGGAUGAGGUCCUGACCUGGUCGGAAUCUAGCAAUGCAGGAAUGGAUUUGUGUAAAAGGGAUGGGAGUGCCAGUCCAGGGGACUGGAGACCUAGUGAGAAGUUUGAUCCGGCAGCGAUCGAUUUUAAUGUCGUGUCGCUUGGACCACCCGAUUUUUGCCUGGGGGAAAAUGAAACGUGGGCAGCUCCUUAUUUGAAUGGAAGUCUGUCUCCACACCAGUUCAACUGCAUUUUGGAAGACGGGCCGAUAGAUUUAAGCCGUUCAUCUGCUUAUGGCACUAAUAUGUGGACCCUAAUUGAUCAGGAGGCCCUGUACAUGGAAGACCCUUGGCUGCUGGGCCACUGCCCGGAGUCCCUGGACUGGCUGGUGCCUCUGCUGCAGGGAGUGUGGUGGCCGUCGGAAGACGGUGAUUAUGGUUACUACAUAUACACUGAUGGUCAGUAUGUUUACUCCCUACUCACUGAUUCUACCGGGCAGUUUGUCUACAUCUGCACCUCCGAUAUUUACCCUCAUCCAGACAGCUGGGAGGACAGUGACCUGGAGGGCUCUUGGCAAAGGGUUGUGUCGGAAGGAGACCUGGUUUCCGUUUGCGGCUUCAAAGUGCCCCUGGAAGAUGAGUUAUUCUGGUUGGAUGAAGAGGAAGAGUGGGAGGGUUAUUUUGUAAACAAGCCUCUUGAUUUGUCUGUAGCUUUUCAAAGAAGGGACAAGUUUAUGAACGUAGAAACCUUUUCCCAAGUGUUGGAGGAAUCGGCUUACCACCAGAAAGAGAAGCCUUUGGACUUCUCAGGGUACGGGAUUCUGCAACGCAAUAAAGGGGCCUUUAGGCCUGAGGAGAAGAGGGAAGGGUCUGCAGAAGACGCGUCCUUUGACCUCCGGCCACAUUUCAGGAUGGCCCCUGGCGGGGGGCUAAAGGAGGAAUUCCAAGCCAAGUCGCUGGAUGUGGCUCCUAGGACGAGCAUUUCUGAAAGCCAACAAGCCAAACCUUCUGGCCUUCAAAUCUUUAAAGCUGCCCCCAAGUCUGACCUCCCACCUGUGUCCCUUGCGGAAGCAGAGACAGCCAAAGAAGAUGAGAAGGGCCCAAGCAACAAGGUCUUCUCCUCUUGGCUUUCUGCCUUGGGUGGGCUGAUGGGCCAGGGCUCAGGGAAGGACGUCGAGAUGCUGGAGGAUGCGGCAGAGAAGGACCAGGGCCCACGCUUGAGGUUUCCUGCCACACCUGGAACACCAGCCAGGAAGAAGGGAGAAGCUCAGCCAGAGCCCCUGCCUGUUUCCACUGCCCAAGAAGAGGCUGCGGUUGCCCUGCCUCCCACCCAGAACAGGGCUCCCCUGCGCAGAUCCGCCUCCCCAUUCAGCCGGGGUCUCACUUCCGACACAGUCGCCCAGCCGGACAUCAAUGCCAAGGCAGCUGCAGGGUCCCUGGGAGAGCCUGAAAACACGUGGCCAGCCCUGAGCCAAAUAGCUGCUAAGGCCAAGGAGACCCUUUCUAAGAGUGACCUCAAAACAGGGGGUCCCGGAGAAGGCCCCCUGGCCCCUGCAGAACCAGGACUCCUCGGUCUCUUGAAGAUGCAGGGAAGCAAGCCUCCAUCGCAACCUCGGCCAACCUCUCAGCCCCAUCAGGUGAAAAGUGAGACCCAGGGCCAGGCAGAGCCCCCGGGGGCCCCGUCCUUCUUCGGCUCCAUCAGAGGCUUUUUCACCAAGGAGCCAGCCCCCUCCCCAUCUGACAGCCCCUUCCCAGCCCUGAGCAACGGGCAAGUAGCCCAGGCACUGGCUCAGGAACCCAGUAUGGGUCCUGCGUCUGAGGUGGGUGUCUCUUCAGAGCCACCUGGGGCAGGUGGGGCCAAGGAGGGCCUCUUCCCUAAGGAGCAGCCCCCCCAAAAGGCCAGAGAGAAAUCGGCCAGGGUCAAGGAAGCGCCUCCUGCAGAGGCUGAGCAGGCAGCCAACUCACUCACAAGCCCUGCAAUGGGGCGGCACAGCCCACCCCCAGAAGAGGGAGGCCUGCUCAGGAGCCUCUCUGGGUUGCUGGGGGACUCGGCAGCAAGGAAGUCCAGUUCCUUGAGCUCCAGCUGGUUCUCCUUGUUGGACAAAGGGCAGCCGGGAGCCUCGCCUGAUAAGGUCCAGCCAGAGGCGGCCAGGCAGCAGCCCCCUGAGGAACCGGGGCCCAGACUCCCCUUUGGCUUGUCCCAAGCUGCCCCUCCAAAGCCUCAGCAGACAGCCGGCAGCUGGGCUAUUUCCUCCCUUUUCCCUGCCUCCAAGAAAGCCGCUGCCCCGGCCCCAGCGCCUGUGCCCUCCCAGACUGCCAGAGGCCCGGAGCCAGAAGGCUUGUUCAAGAUCCCCUUCGCUGGCAAGAAAGGGCUUCCACACAGCUCCAGCUUCUUCCGUUGGGCCGCCUUCUCCCCUGAAGAGCCACCGCCUGCUCCUGACAGAGGUCCCCUCGCCAAGCCACCUCCAUGGCAAGGGAAGGAGGAACCGCUCCCGGGGCAAUCCGCUUCUGCUGAUGCUGGCGUUGGGACGGCCAGGAAACCAGUUGUGGAGGAGAAGGGCCCCAUCUCCGGGGUUAGAGACGCUGUGCUGGGCACCCAGGAAGCUGAUGGCUUGCAGGACGGGGCGAGGGAAGCCAGCACGCCAGUGGCCGAGAAGGCCAGGGAAUGUGCCUUGGGAGGACCCCUUACGGCCAGCCCAUCUCUCCAGAAUGCAAAGCAAGAAGACCAGCCUGACCCUGCCUGCGAAGGUCCUGGAGUCCCGGAGGAGGGGACUUGCUCCUCUCCAGAAGUCCCAGAGGUUCCGGAAUGGUUGCCCCAGAGCCCGACUGAGCGGGAGGAGACGGAGGGCUGUUUGUCUGAGAAGGAAGCCGCCCCCCUUCCAGAUGGGAACGAAGCUUUGGAAAACACCGAACCCCCCGGGUCGUCUUCGGAUCAGAGGAGAGCUGCUGUCCAAGGCUCGGGCCAGGAGGUGGUGCCGGAGCCCCCGCAAGGACUCGGCCCUCCUUCCCCGGCUGGAGCCCAGCAGGCUCAGGGCCAGGAGCCUCUCCCCAAGGUCCCACUGGAGGGGGAGCUGGACGGGCUGAAGGCGCCCGAAGAAGCUACCAGCAACAAGUCUGUUCUAGAUUCCUCCGUGGAGACAUUUUCAAGCUUCUUCACCAAAAUGAAACCCACGAAAACAUUCUCUGACUUUCUGGGCAGCCCACGGCAGGCUCCAGGCACCCCCAAUCUGCAGAAGAAGAGUGCCUCCUUUUUAGGCAGCGCAUUUCAGCAGGGUGGGCCUCCCUCCUUGUUCACAGGCAGCCUCUUUGGCUUCUCCAAAGGAGCAGCGGAACAGCCUCCUUCGAAAGCUUCCACGCCCUCAAAGCCUCCCCGCGUGGACUCGGAGGCGAAAGGAGCGGCGGGCUCAGUUCCAGGGAAGGAGCCUCUCUCCUCCACCCAAGAAAGCAAGGGGGCAAGGAGAGGCCAGGGCUCAGAAGCAGGACCCUCAGGGCAAGAGCCGAGUGUGGGGCCGGAGGAGACCGAGGCCAGAAGCGUCUUGAAGGAGGAUGGGCUGUUGAGCCUGGCAGGAGAAGCCCUCCGUGUGGAUCUGGAAAGGGAAGCCAGCCGAAAGCCGGACGCUUGCCAAGAGCCGAAUGCUCUGGACUCCUUGACCUCAGAGAAGAGCCAAGGCCCCGAAGGGGGGCAGGUGGACCUCCUAACUUCGGAUGAAAUGAGGGAGGCCGAUACGUGCGCCCAAGUUUCCAGCAAGGUAGCGGCAGCAGAAUCUGUUGCAAUGCUGGAGGAGGCCAAAGCAGCGACGUUGGAAGAGGAGGAGGCUGGGCCUGCUACGCAGAAGCAACUGGAUCUGGAACCCCAAACGGGCUCUCCUCUUGGCCAGGAGGGUUGGGGAAACACGCCUGGGCGGGAAGCCGAGGCAGAGGACAACGGGAGCCAGCCGGGCAUGGAUGAAUCGCCAGCCGUAAAGGCGCAAGCCAACAUCUGUCCACCAAACGGAGGUGAGAGCCUAGGAGCGGCAGCUGAAACGGCUGGGAAGGAGGAGAGCCCUGAUUUGCACCAUGAAGGUGCGGACAGCGUCCGUGAUGUGAAGCCUCCCCCCGUUGAGCAGGAGGAGGUUCCAGCCCCCAGUGAGAAGCCUCUGGGCGUUGAGGCCUUGGGGGGCCCCCCAGAUAAGGAGCCUGCCGGUGGUGCCCCUGCCUCAGAGGCCAACAGCGCCACAUCUGUAUUCGAGAUGUUAAGCAGGCCCCCUUGGCGCAAGUUCGGCUUUGGGUCUUCUAGCAGCAGCAGCAUCAAACCGAUGGGCUCCUUCUUCUCACCUGCGGCUUGCAAGACCCCCAGGGCUGAGCCAGGUCUCCGGCCCGGCUUGGGCAGCGUUUCUUCCGCUCUGUUUGGCGGAGGAAGCGAUGAGAAGGGGGAGAAAACCGGGAGCCUCCAAGAGACGGUGUUCGGCAGGAAGCUGGACUUCUCCCUCCCUUGGCAGAAAGGCCCGAAAGAAAAGGAGGCGAAGAAGGGACCUUCCUCCGGGCAGGGAGCCCCCUGCGAUGGCUCCUCCGGUCUGGAGCCCUCGGGCAGCCCUCAGCAGCCGUGGAUGGGGGCAGGCCGGCUGGGGGGUCCAGCGCCCGAGUCCAGCCCCCCACCCGUGCAGGCGGACAGCUCAGGCGAGACGUUCUUGGGGGCCAGAACUGCUCCUGCUGCGGCCGAGCCUGGCCCAGGCCUGGAACUGGGGGGCCCAGGGCAGGAAGAGGGCCUGAGGGCCGUUCCUGGGGGCCCUCCUGCCCCGACCCUGGAAGAAGAAGAAGGAGAAGGAGAAGAAGACGGGGACACGGCCUCCAUCCCUGGUCAAGCAGAGCAGAAGGACGGCGUCACUUGCCCAGAGGAGGAGCCCCAUGUUGCUGGGCCUCGGCCGGUGGAGGAGAGCAGCCCACGACCGCCCCUCAAGCGCAGGCCAGUAGCAAAGGCAGCCCAUAAAUGGAGGCGGCCGGUCCAUUUAUGGGGCAAGAGCCCCGGUCAGAGGCCUCUGGCCCAUCCCUCCGGCCUCCUGCGGCUGCCCGGUCCCUGGCGGGUGGCUGAGGGGGUGACCUUGAGCCCGUCCCUCCCUCCCUUCGUGUGUCCGUCUUUGAACGUGGAUUUUGAGCUCCACUUCAUAUCGGGGGAGGGGGAGGAGAGGGCCCGGAAGGGGGGCGAAUGCAUUUGGCUGACCUUCAUGGGUCUCACUCAGCAACCGCAUUCUGGGCAAUGGGAAGCUCUGCCCACCAGUGCCGCCUGCCCAGGCAGGGAGGGGCUCGGCCCUCGGCUGCUCAGUAGCCUCCUGGAAGAGAGCGCGAGAACCGGGCUGGCCUCGGAUUAUGCCCGUUAG